Molecule: messenger RNA, 1047 nt
Organism: Clonostachys rhizophaga
Lineage: Eukaryota; Fungi; Ascomycota; Sordariomycetes; Hypocreales; Bionectriaceae
Source: the annotation of a GenBank genome assembly
AUGGCUUCCUCCAUGUCCCUCCCUCCUCGAAAGGAUACCUUUUUCACGGUAUUCAGCAAGCACCAACUGCGCCCAAACCCCAAGCCGCCCAUGGAUCACGUCUCCGUCGCUGGUAAAACCGUCGUUAUCACAGGCGGUAAUGUCGGAAUUGGCCUAGAAUGCGGAAAGCUUUUGCUUUCACGCGGUCUCUCACGCCUCAUCCUCGGCGUGCGGUCCCCCCAAAAGGGCGAGGACGCCGUUCUAUCUUUGCGAAAGGCUUACUCAAAGGCAACCAUUGAUAUUUGGCACUUGGACUUGAAUUCAUACGACUCUAUUCGGUCAUUUUCUCGAAAGUGCAAUGAGUUGAGCCGCUUAGACGUUGCUAUAAUGAGCGCGGGAAUCAUGAAUUCGGAAUUUAAGGCAACUCCAUCGACGGGCCACGAGGAGCAGUUCCAGGUCAACUAUCUAUCGGCAGCGCUUCUGGGCUUGCUUUUGCUGCCCGCUUUGAAGAGGAAUAACCCAGAAGGGUCUCCUGGCCGGCUUACAUUUGUAGCUUCUGGAGCAGCUCUGAUUGCUGAGUUUGCGGAGCGCAACGAAGAUCCUCUUAUCCCGGCAUUUGACAGACCAGAGGGGUGGAACUCUUCUUCGGCUAAGAAGAGAUACGAUACAAGUAAAGGAUUGGUUCUCAUGUUGACACACAAGCUCAGCCAGAUCACCAAAGCAGAAGACACGAUUGUCAAUGUGGUUGACCCUAGUUUCACACCGGGCACCAGCUUCUUCCGCAGUAUGCCAUGGAUAGUGAGGCUACUUGCCUGGCCUCUCACGGCGCUUCUCGGGACCUCCGUAAACAACGCAGCAUGGAGGUAUAUCGAUACUGCCGUAGCCAGGGGACCGUCAAGCCACGACAGCUUUAUAAGCGACUGGGAAGUGAGCCCGUACAAUGCCUUCAUGUAUACGGAAGAAGGUAAAGCCUUCAUGGAAAAGCUUUGGAAAGAGACAGUGGCAGAGCUCGAUUUCCCCGAGGUGCGCGAGGUCUUGAGGUCGUUGGAGAUGAAGUCUGCGGCGUAG